This is a messenger RNA of Cephus cinctus (wheat stem sawfly), 529 nucleotides long. Its product is annotated as putative fatty acyl-CoA reductase CG5065. Gene Ontology annotation, molecular function: alcohol-forming very long-chain fatty acyl-CoA reductase (NADP+) activity. Gene Ontology annotation, biological process: long-chain fatty-acyl-CoA metabolic process. The record is from RefSeq and is a predicted model, not a curated record. The transcript has 2 exons. Gene Ontology annotation, cellular component: peroxisome. Lineage: Eukaryota; Metazoa; Arthropoda; Insecta; Hymenoptera; Cephidae. The coding region runs from base 246 to 521 and encodes 91 amino acids.
UAUAUAGUGCAGUCACAAGCAGCCUCAGCUAGUUGUCCCUAGGACGCAGUGCGUCCUGGCUAGUAAAUUGGCUGAAAAGUAGUUAUUCGUAUCUUCAUUAAAAAAUAAAAACAGUUUGAGAUCGCAACGAUAUAUCGCACCACGCAUGCCUCGUACAAAAGAAAUUAAAUUGUGUUAACGUGAAAAAACUUGAUAUAUAAAGAAUUAUUAUUUAAUCGAUUACAGUGAAAAUUGGUAUAAUCACAAUGAAUUCAAAAACUAAAAAACUGAAAAAUAAUGAUAAAAACAGCGACGUAAGUACCGAUGAAAGUAAUAUACAAAAGUUUUUCGCCGGAAAAACAGUAUUUCUCACGGGUUCCACAGGAUUUCUGGGACAAUGUAUUGUCGAGAAAUUAUUACGAGGUUGUCCAGAUUUGAAUAAACUUUAUAUGUUGGUAAGACCUAAAAGAGGAAUGUCUGUAUCGGAAAGGUUGAAGAAAUUUUUCAACCUCGAGAUAUUUGAUUUGCUUCGAGAGAAUUAAAUUAACUG